AUGCUUUGUUCAUUGACAGGAGAGAUAUGCCAGGAACCUGUGGUAUCGCCUAGGAGCGGUAAGAUUUUUGAAAGGAAAUCGAUUGAGAAUUAUUUAUCUACAAAUAGUACAGACCCGAUAAACGACCAACCUUUAACAAUCAAUGAUUUAAUACCCAUAGAUACUGAUGUCACCAUACCUCCUCGGGCACAGUCCAUUCCUUCGAUGUUAAGAUCGUUCCAAAAUGAGUUUGAUUCUAUGGCAUUAGAGAUUUUUACACUUCGAAAACAAUUAAAUAAAGCCAAAGAAGAAUUGAGUUCUUCAUUGUAUCAUUACGAUGCUGCGGUGAAAGUGGCAGCCAAUGCCAUUAAAGAAAGAGAUGAAGUUAAAAGGGCUUUACAAGAAUUACUGGCAUCGAUUGGAGAUGGUGUGAUGGAAGAAGAAUCUCAAAAUGGUGAACCAUCAGAAAUAAAAGCUUUGAUUGAAGAAUCUCGAGCUCAAUUGUUCGCCUUGCAUAAAUCACAGAAAUUCACAUUACCUGCAACAACACCAACAUUUAGUCUUGGAGAUUCUGAAGAUAUCGAUGAUUUCAAAUUCGUAUACUAUGAUGAUAAAGUGAAGAAAUUGAUUUUGGGAGGUAAACUGAUCAUUGUAAAGGAUUUGAUUACUAAGGAAGAAUCCAAAAUCUCCCAUAAAGGUAUUUUAACUGCCCUCAAUAUGAUUGAAUACAACGGAAGUCUCGUACCUAUUUAUGGGAAUAAAAAUGCAGUGAAAUUCGAUGAACAAACGAUCAAAUUCAAAGGUAAUGUCGUAGAUAUCAAAUCACAUCCAAAAUUAAAAUCCCUUUAUGUAGUUAUGACCACCAAAUCAUUUAGUUUAUUUCAAGAAACUGAGAAAAUCAUGGAAAUCGAAACUCCUGCCACUACCGGUGAAUUCCACGUAGAUGGUGCAUUGUUUGCCAUUGGUGGUGAUAAUGAAGUGCUUGUUUACGAUUUGACCAAAGACCAAGAACCUGCUGCCACCAUACCUAUCAAAUACCCUACUAUCACUAAAAUCACAUUUGGUUUCAAUGGUUAUUGGUUACUUGUCUCAUCCACUGAUGGUACCAAUGAUUCUAUCGAGUUCAUAGAUCUCAGAAAAUCCACCGUCAUCCAUACCAUAGACGUUCCAUCCUUAAAAGAUUUCAUCAUUGAUAAAUCUUGUAGUUAUAUCAUAACCUUAUCUGAUAAAAUAGAUAUGCAUAAAUACACCAAGAAGGGUAAAAUUUUCCAAGAUUUCGUUGAUUCCAUAGAGUUCACCGGUGAGAGAAUCUUCCUUGAUAGCUCUGAGUCCAUCCAAGGGUUCCUUAUAUCAGAUAAACUCACCAACUAUAAAUUAGAUUUUUAA
Yamadazyma jaroonii is the source of this 1365-nucleotide messenger RNA. The record is from the annotation of a GenBank genome assembly. NCBI's taxonomy places the organism in Eukaryota, Fungi, Ascomycota, Pichiomycetes, Serinales, Debaryomycetaceae.